AUGGGUGAUCCAACUGAUUUCCCUCCCUUUUACCGCAUGGUCCCCAAUGAAGGCCUUCAAUAUGUGGGAAUCAUCCAGCUGCUUCUUCAUUUCAGGUGGAAAUGGGUUGGGCUCAUCACUACAGACAACCAAGCUGGAGACCAUUUCUUACAGACACUGGAGCCAGUGCUUUCCAAGAAUGGAAUCUGUUCAGCCUUUACAGAAAGGAUAAAAAGAAAAUUCGAUUUCGAUAGACUAAAUGAACUUUCCCAAUACUUGAAUGGUAAUCCGACAGGUUUUUUGAACAGCAGAGCCAAUGCAAUCAUUGUAUACGGUGAAACGGCAACCUUUAUGUCACUGGCAAUUAUCAUAUGGAUGUCCAAAAUGGUAAUGGAUUAUCAAAGCGGCAUGAUAGCCAACACAGCCUAUGCAGCAAAGGUGUGGAUUAUGACAGCCCAGAUUGAUUUUGCAUUACAUGCUGCGCAAGCAAGUUUUGGUAUACAAAUAUUCCAUGGGGCUCUUUCCUUUGCCAUUCACUCCAAGGACGUCUUAGGCUUCCAUCAACUCCCGGAUUCCAAUACUCCAGCUGAGGUCAGCGAAACAUGCACCGGAGAGGAGAAACUUGACAAAGUUGAGACACCAUUUUUUGAAAGGAGCAUGACUGGACACAGCUACAGUAUCUAUAAUGCUGUCUAUGCUCUGGCACAUGCCUUGCAUAUGAAGUACACAUCUAGAGCCAAGCACAGGGAAAUGGAUUCCUGGGACAGCCUGACUCCUCUAAAUGCACAGCCUUGGAAGUUCCACACAUUGCUUCGAAGGGUCUCAUUCAACAACAGUGCUGGAGAUGAAAUUACAUUUAAUGAUCAUGGAGAACUAGAAGGUGGAUUUGAUAUUACCAACUUGAUUACUUUCUCAAAUAACUCCUAUGUCAGAGUCAAGGUUGGGAGGCUGAAUCCUCGGGUUCCUGCCAGUCAAACAUUAAUCCUAGAAGAGGACAGAAUUAACUGGCACACAGGCCUCUCUCAGAUGCCUCCUUUUUCUGUGUGUAAUGACAACUGCAAGCCUGGGUACAGCAAAGAAAGGAAGGAAGGAGAGAAAUUUUGCUGCUACAAUUGUGUUUGCUGUCCAGAGGGAAAGAUGACAAACCAGGAGGACAUGGAUUACUGCAUCAUGUGCCCAGAAAGCCACUAUCCAAAUGAGGGUCGAAAUUACUGCAUUCCAAAGAUUCCAAACUUCCUGUCCUUCUCAGAACCACUGAGCAUAAUCUUAGUUAUUCUGGCUCUUUUCUUUUCUCUGACUACAGCUCUGAUGCUUGGCAUCUUGAUUCAGUAUCGGGAGACUCCCAUAGUCAGAGCCAACAACCGGAGCCUCGCCUACCUUCUCCUCAUCUCUCUCCUUCUUUGCUUCCUCUGUUCUUUGCUUUUCAUCGGACAGCCAAACAAGGUUACCUGCCUCCUCCGGCAAGCAACUUUUGGCAUCAUCUUCUCAGUGGCUGUUUCUUCUGUCUUGGCAAAAACCAUUACUGUGGUGGUGGCUUUCAUAGCCUUCAAGCCAGGAAAUAUUUUCCAAAAAUGGCUAGGGAAAGGAUUGGCUCAUUCCAUUGUCAUUUCCUGCUCUGUUCUUCAAGUUGGUAUUUGUGCUAUUUGGUUGGGCCUUUCUCCUCCAUUCCCAGAUCUGGACAUGCAUUCACUGGCUACUGAAAUCAUAGUGCAAUGUAACGAAGGAUCGGUCACCAUGUUUUACUGUGUUUUGGGCUACAUGGGUUUACUGGCCUCAGUCAGUUUCAUUGUGGCUUUCCUAGCUAGAAAGUUACCUGAUAGUUUUAAUGAAGCCAAGUCCAUCACCUUCAGCAUGUUGGUCUUUUGCAGUGUUUGGCUGUCCUUUGUCCCCACAUACCUGAGCACCAGAGGAAAAAACAUGGUGGCUGUGGAGAUCUUCUCCAUCUUGACCUCCAGUGCAGGGCUCCUGGGCUGCAUCUUUUUGCCCAAAUGCUUUGUCAUUAUACUGAGACCAGAGAUGAACAGUAGAAAUCAGCUGAUCAGGAAAAAUCACUCAAGUAUGCAAUAA
Gekko japonicus is the source of this 2046-nucleotide messenger RNA. RefSeq names its product vomeronasal type-2 receptor 26-like. Gene Ontology annotation, biological process: G protein-coupled receptor signaling pathway. Gene Ontology annotation, molecular function: G protein-coupled receptor activity. Lineage: Eukaryota; Metazoa; Chordata; Lepidosauria; Squamata; Gekkonidae. The transcript is spliced from 4 exons. Gene Ontology annotation, cellular component: membrane. The record is from RefSeq and is a predicted model, not a curated record. The coding region runs from base 1 to 2046 and encodes 681 amino acids.